GUUCUCUACGGCGUUUAUAGGCCACCGUCUCCGCAGACCGUCAACAUGGUCUUUUUUAAAAGAAAACCCGUACACUAUGUCCCUCCGCCCCAGAUUGAUAAUGAUGACCAGGAGGUCUGGGAAAUCAAACAAACGAAGGAGAUAUUCACAGACUAUGAACAGUACUUGAAUAGAAUGGACUUUUAUAAGCAGCGGAAGUUUAUAUGCCAAAUAACUGGACAUUCACAACUUUCAUUCUUCGACGCGCUCAAGAGCGAGGAAGCAGGUGCGCAAGAAGUAGAAGCAGCCUUCCCCGAAGCCCUUAAAGGCCCCAUAUUACGGCGCGUCCAAUUCCAAACCAUCUCGCGAAUCGAUACAUUGGUGGAUCUUAUUUACGAAGAGUUUCGCGCCGAUUACUACCCAAAUGAAGCGGUCACAGUGCAUGUUAUAACGGGCGAACGACUCACAGGGAUUGUGAGAGACAAGACGCGCUUCGGAGCGAAGCAACUAGCGGACGGUACUAUCACGCCUUCCUUCUCGAGAUAUUUCGUAAGUUUGGAUAAUCGACCGAAUGAGGAAGCAGUGGUAGAUGAUGCGCAUAUCACUCGGGACCGCAAGAUAUUUACCAAGCAGGUCUUGAGAUCAUUUAUCAAGAAGACUGUCACUAGAGAAGCUUGGACUGGGGCGCCAUGGUUGGUUCGCCCUGAUAUUGCAGCAGAGUACCACAUUGACACUCGCGUCCCACCACAUCUUCGUCAAGAGAGCAAAGCUGCAGAAAGGAAAAACAGCCAAGCGCAAAAGAAGGCCGCGUCAGAAUUUGAUGGAAUGAUUGGAAGCUUCCCUGGAAAUUCCCAAGCUCGACUGCCAGAGUUGAAGCCAGCACCCAAGAGCCACAAGAGCAAAGCACAGCAGUCUCAACUGGCCAAGAGUAAGCCGCAGCCGUUUUUGAAUCCUGCUCCUGAUAAUAUUCCUCAUCCCCAAUUCAUCCCUCCGCCUCAUUAUGUAUCUCACAAGUUUCAAGUGACUGGCCCACCCCAAGUGGGACCUCAUUUCGGAAACUUCCACAACACCUCGUUUGCUUUCGCGCCACUUCAAUCGUUACCUCCGCAACCACCGCCACCACCACCGAUCAAGUAUCCUAUCGAGGACUUGCAAGUAGCCCCGCGACACGAUGGUCCGAAACGACCAACACUCAAAUUCUUUUCGGAAGAUACGCCGGUGGGGACUGGAAAAAGUAGUGGCAAUGGAAUUUUGAUGAAGUCUAUCGGUCCACUACUCGAGUCAUGGGACACGUUGAACGUCUACUGCGAGGUAUUUAAGUUGGAUUCAUUCACAUUCGAUGAUUUUGUAGAGGCUCUUCAAUUCUCUUCCGAAGACGUCGAGUGUGAGCUAUUCGUUGAAGUCCACUGUGCCGUCUUGAAGCUUCUUGUGAGCGCCGAAGCAGAUGGCGGUAAAGUAAAUGUUGAGUUGCCAGACAUGGAUGAGGAAGACGAUGAAGACGAAUCAGGAGCUGAAGGAAGUCCCAAGAACAGUCCGACCCCUGAACCAGAACCGGCGCCAAAGGGACGAGCAACCAGAAGCAGUUUGGCAAAGGCUGAAGCCGAGGCAGCAAAAGCUGAACAGGAGAAUAUCAAAGAAGAAUCGGAGGAGCUAAAGGACAACCACCGGGCGGCUGAAAUGCAAGAUGAGGCUGGCUGGAUUGAUCGUUUGAGGAGGCGAGACUUCAAGAAUGGAGGCUGGCAAUUUAUUAUGAUCGGAUUGCUGUACCAGCUUUCGAAAGGCCCUCGUUAUGCCAGCUCUCUAGAGGAUUUGCUGACUGAACUUGCACCUCUCAACAUGCCGCCCACGCAAGAUACAGCUCGGCAACAAUACAACAAACUCGAAGUCAACCUCCGUAUCAAGGCUCUCCAAACAAUAUGUAUGCUUACGGCCGAGACGAAGGCAGUUCGUGGUUACAUGGAGGAAUGUAGUGAGCAAAUGACCACCUUCCGGAAGGAGAAGAUCCAGUAUCAACGCGAGAAAAAGCAACUAAUUACGGAUCUCACAACUCUCAAUGAAGAGCGCAAGAUCCUGCUUCCAGCAAACAUGCCAGCCUCUCCAGUCCUUGACACCAAGACUCUAAAUGGUAAUGGUGACAUCAAAAUGCCCGAUGUAGAAGAAGAAGGCCCGGAUUCAACCAUUGAAGACGAAAUUAUGGACACAGACGAAGACCCGCAUCAAGGCCGUUCUCUUCGCCGCGGCCUAGACCGCGCCGCCGACCGAAAACGCAAACGUGAAGUCGAGCAAGAGAAGAAAGAAAAAGCAGAAGCCGAUGCCAAACUGCCCAAACAAUCAAAGCAAUUCACCAAACUUAUGAAAGAAAUCCAGAAGAAACAAGACGCCAUUAAAGACUGCGAAGAAGAAAUCGCGGUUCUCGAUAACGAUCUCCGGGAAGCGGAUUGUCCUCGUACGAGAGUACUUGGGAAGGAUCGCUUCUGGAAUCGGUACUACUGGUUCGAGCGGAACGGGAUGCCGUAUGGCGGCUUGCCCAAUUCGAGUACUGCUGAAGCGGGGUAUGCGAAUGGAUGUAUUUGGGUUCAGGGACCAGACGAUCUAGAGAGGGAAGGGUAUAUUGAACUCAAGCCUGAGUGGGAGAGUGAGUAUAAGGCGCGGUUCAAUAUGACGGUUCCUGAACGCAAGAUGCUUGAAGAGGGCUCGACAAACGUUUUCAACGCGCGGCAGUGGGGGUAUCUGGAGGACCCUGAGCAAGUUGAUGGCUUGAUUUCCUGGCUGGAUAUUCGUGGCAUCAACGAAAUCAAGUUAUCCAAGGAGCUGAAGAACUAUCGCGAUAAAAUCGUGGCUUGUAUGCAGAAGCGCCACCAAUACCUCAACCCACCCGAAGAAGAAAAGGAGAAAGAUGAAGGUAAGCGAAUAAGCACGCGGAAGAAGGAAGAGAAGAAAGAGGGUGAUAAUUUCAAGAGAUGUCUGGGCUGGAGAAAUUACAUGGCGCUUGAGGAUCUUGGGUUCUUGCAUAGUGAUCCACCGCGACCGCGGAAGAUUAGCAAGAAGGAUAAAGAGAGGGAAAUGGAGAAGGAAAAGGAAAAGACGGUAGUUGUUGAGGAGAGGACUAGAGGUGGGGCGGGGAAGAAAGAUAAAGAAAAGGAAAAGGAGAAAGAGGGGAAGGGUACUGGGAGACAGGGGUCGAGAUACAAUUUUUGA
Molecule: messenger RNA, 3177 nt
Organism: Lachnellula hyalina
Lineage: Eukaryota; Fungi; Ascomycota; Leotiomycetes; Helotiales; Lachnaceae
Gene: ITC1
Product: Imitation switch two complex protein
Exons: 7
Source: RefSeq, a predicted model, not a curated record